AUUGGGGACAGCGAUAUAAGGCCCGGGACUGGCCAGAGCCACCGAGGAGGCGCCCUUCUCCCUGCCUGCCUUCCUUGGGCCAGGACGACGAGGACGAUGCCGAGGACGACGGGGAUGCGGCUGCCGCUGCUCUUGGCUCUGCUGCUCUUUGCCCCGCCGCCGCCGUCGUUCCCGGGGCUCCUCCUCCUCGCCGCCGCCUCGGGCUCCCCUCCCACCCGCCUCGGGCCCCCGGAGCAGCCGCCCCGCCGCUCGCUUCUGGAGGAGGAGGACGCGGCGGGAGGAAGGGGGUUCCCUCCGCAGGUGGCCAAGGAGGCCGCCAAGGAUUUGGAGCGGGUGCCCGGGGAGAUGCCUUCUGCGCCGGAGGAGGUGCUUCCGAGAAGAGCCUGGGCGGGGGAGCCCCAGGCGCUGCUGCUCCUCCUGCCGCCGCCUCCUCCGCCGUUCCUCCCCCGGGAAGGGCGCUCUCCGCCUCCGGGCCCGGCGUCUCUCCUUCCUCCUCCGCGGCGCUGCGUCCGCCUCCAGGAGUCUUGCGUGGGGCAGAGGCUGCCCUGCUGCGACCCCUGCGCCGCCUGCUACUGCCGCUUCUUCAACGCCAACUGCUUCUGCAAGCGCUUCGGGGCACCGGCCUCCUCGGCCUCCGCUGCCGCCGCCUUCCCCUGCGGAAGGAACUAGGCCCGGCCAGCCUCCCCGGGCCCUGGCAGUAAAAGCCCUUUCAGCCUCUCC
Sceloporus undulatus (fence lizard) is the source of this 720-nucleotide messenger RNA. RefSeq names its product agouti related neuropeptide (gene AGRP). The transcript has 4 exons. Gene Ontology annotation, molecular function: neuropeptide hormone activity; type 1 melanocortin receptor binding. The coding region runs from base 97 to 669 and encodes 190 amino acids. Gene Ontology annotation, cellular component: extracellular region. Lineage: Eukaryota; Metazoa; Chordata; Lepidosauria; Squamata; Phrynosomatidae. Gene Ontology annotation, biological process: positive regulation of feeding behavior; adult feeding behavior; hormone-mediated signaling pathway. The record is from RefSeq and is a predicted model, not a curated record.